AUGAAAUAAGAAAAAUGUUAUGUAGUUCCUGGAUUACUUAAGGCAGGUAUCUAUUUACUAAAUAAUAACAGGAUUAUUAAAUGGAAACUAACCAAUUUAUAUAUUAAUCUUAAAUCAAAUAAAAGACAUGAAAGAAGUAUAUCUAUAGAUGAAUUAAUAUUUAUAAACAUUCAAUGCUUUUAGGUAUUUGAUUAAUUAGAAUUUAGUCCAUAUACUUGUGUUAUUUGUAACCAGCAAACAUUAUAAUUAGAAAUUAACCAAGUAAAAUAAAUGCUGAAUACAUUCUACAAGUAUGAUAUUUAGUUUAAUUGUAAGAAAUAUUCCAUUACAACAAUUCAAAAGAAUAGAUAAAUUAAUUGUUAUAAGCGACACAAUCCAAUUUUAACAAUUAGUUAAUGCUAUACCUAGUGGAUGGUCAACAGUUUUAAUAAAUAAAGUUCAUCUUAUUUUAAGGUAUUUAGAAAUAUUAUACAGACUCAAUUAAUUGGUUGAUCAUAAUAUUGAACUAACCUAAAAUCAGAUUGACUUUUUAUCUAGAAUCAAUAAUAAUUAUUAAGAAGAAACUCCCUUUUAUGGAAAAGAUAUCUCAGAAUACCCAAUUGCUAAUACAGGUGUACCAGAAUGUUUAGAAGCUAUUUUAUAAUAUUAUGAUAGACAUGAUGAUUAUCUCAAAAAAUAAGGUAAGAAUAUUAAGUAAUUAAACUUUUAGGUGUAUUUAGAAUAUCAGGAUCAGUUUAAUAAGAACAGAGAUUAAUAUAAUAGUUUUAAAUCAGAAAUUAUUCAAUUAUUGAUGAUUAUGAUCCUGAUGUUAUUUCUACAGUAUUUAAGAAUCUAUUAUGCUAAUUAAAGAAGCCAAUAUUUCCAUUUGAAAUGUAUGACAUUCUUAAAGAGACGUAAAGUAAUUAUUAUGAAAUUUAAUAGAAUUAGUUAAUAUAAGUAAGGAGAAAUUGUUAGAAAUGUUUUAAGUAUUUUUUGCUUAUAUGCCAGAAGUCAAUCGUAAAACUACUAAAAGAAUAGCUGGAUUGUUAUCUCAUGUAGCAGCUUAUGAAUCAGAGAAUCUGGUAAUUUGUAUUUUAAACUCAGAUGGGACUGAAUAAUUUAUCAAUUGUAUUUGCCCCUUGUUUCUUAAGACCAGAACAGAUAGAUUUAUCUGAUCUUGAAGGAGCCAAGGUUGUUGUUAAUCACUUUAAUUUAUUGGUGAAGAAUGUUGAAUAUUUCUUAUAGGAUUUUAAGGUGAAUAGAAAUUCUUCAUCUUAAAAAAAUAUUAUCAUUUGA
Paramecium pentaurelia is the source of this 1275-nucleotide messenger RNA. The record is from the annotation of a GenBank genome assembly. NCBI's taxonomy places the organism in Eukaryota, Ciliophora, Oligohymenophorea, Peniculida, Parameciidae.